Molecule: messenger RNA, 1108 nt
Organism: Trachymyrmex septentrionalis
Lineage: Eukaryota; Metazoa; Arthropoda; Insecta; Hymenoptera; Formicidae
Gene: Tcs3
Product: probable tRNA N6-adenosine threonylcarbamoyltransferase
Exons: 4
Coding region: 101-1108 (335 amino acids)
Biological process (GO): tRNA threonylcarbamoyladenosine modification
Cellular component (GO): cytoplasm; EKC/KEOPS complex
Source: RefSeq, a predicted model, not a curated record
CGCCGGCAUAGCCUUUCUCAAGUUUCUUUCUAAUAAAGCUCAUUGACUGUAAACGAUUUGUUAUUGUUAUUUAGUUUAUGAAACGGAAAACUUGUGAAAAAUGGUCAUAGCGAUUGGAUUUGAAGGUAGUGCGAAUAAACUGGGUGUAGGAAUAAUUCGCGAUCAACAUAUAUUAUCGAACGUACGACGUACUUAUGUUACUCCACCAGGAGAAGGUUUUUUACCUCGAGAAACAGCUCAACAUCAUAGAAAGUAUGUAUUAGAAGUUUUGCAAGAAGCCUUAGAUGAUGCAAAGAUUAGUCUGAAGGAUGUGGAUGUAAUUUGUUAUACAAAAGGACCAGGAAUGGGAGCACCAUUGACAGUUACUGCUUUAGUAGCUAGGACUGUCGCUCAAUUAUACAAUAAACCUAUAGUUGCAGUCAAUCAUUGCAUUGGUCAUAUUGAGAUGGGACGUUUAAUUGCUGGUACUGACAAUCCUACCGUUUUGUAUGUUUCUGGUGGAAAUACUCAAAUCAUUGCAUAUUCUCAACAAAGAUAUCGUAUUUUUGGUGAGACAAUUGAUAUAGCAGUUGGAAAUUGUUUGGACAGAUUUGCAAGACUAUUAAAGCUCUCAAAUAAUCCUUCUCCUGGAUAUAAUAUAGAGCAGUUAGCAAAAAAAGGUGAGAAACUGGUACUGCUACCAUAUGUUGUGAAAGGAAUGGAUGUAUCAUUCUCUGGUAUUUUAAGUUACAUGGAGGAACAUCUUUCCAAAUGGCUUGAUACAAAGGCAUUCACUCCUGAAGAUUUAUGUUUCUCUUUGCAAGAGACUGUAUUUGCUAUGCUCAUCGAAGUUACAGAACGUGCAAUGGCGCAUGUAGGAUCAAAUGAGGUAUUGAUCGUGGGUGGAGUGGGGUGUAAUGAAAGAUUGCAGGAAAUGAUGAAUAUCAUGUGUAAGGAAAGGAAUGCGACUCUUUAUGCAACGGAUGAGCGGUUCUGCAUAGACAACGGUGUUAUGAUCGCGGUUGCUGGAUUGCUUCAAUACAAAAGCAAGGGUGGUACUCCUUGGACGCAAACUACUUGCGUUCAAAGAUACCGAACAGAUGAUGUAUAUGUUUCCUGGAGAAAAUAA